CAAACUAACCAUUAUUAGUGACACCGACUUUCGAGAAGGAAGUUGUAAAUAAACGUGCUGAUCACAAAAGUUAAAAUUAAUAUUUAAUGCCUGACAGAUGCUUUCGGCUGUUGUAACAAUAUUGUACACUGCAUUAAAUACGUAAUACAUAUAUUUAUAUAAUAAUGGAGUAUAGUGUAGGUAGUUUAGCAGAAUUAAUUUCUGGUAUAAAUGCACCUAACAAAACUAAAAUUGUAAAAACCAAUAUUAAAAAAGAGAAGUCUGAUGAGGAGAGCAAUUAUAAAAAUAAAAAAGGAAUUAAACAUGAGAACCCUAUUGAAAAAAAAAGUAGUCAGCCCAAAGGAUUAGGAAAGAAAUCAAUUUCAAAAAAGAGAACUUUUGGAGAAGUAGAUAAUGAAGAUUUUUCGUUUCAAACCCCUGUAAAAAAGAAGAAAAUCAAGUUAAAUCAGGAAAAUGUAAAAGGGACUAAAAAAAGUAAAAAGAAUAAACCAUUUUCAAAAACAAAUACCCCAGCAAAAAGUUCAUCUGCAUCUUCUAAUCCUGUUGUUUCUGAAGGUGCUGUGAAUAUAGAGAAUGCUGUAAACCGAAUAAAAAAUGCAAAUAAUAAAAAAACUAAGAGUUCGGCGGAGUAUGUUAACAGAACUGUGUUUGUUGGAAAUCUACCAAUAAGUAUAAAAAAGGAAAAAAUAAAGAAGCAUUUUAAAAAAUAUGGACAGAUUGAAGCUGUUAGGAUUAGGGGAAUACCAGUGAAAGAUCUUAAAGUAUCAAAGAAAGUAGCAGCAAUUAAAAAGGAAUUUCAUCCAGAUCGUAAUACUGUAUAUGCAUUUAUUAGAUUCUGUAAUGCAGCUGAUGCAAAAAAAGCAGAAGAAGCCAAUGGAGAUCUAUUUGAAGAGCAUCAUCUCAGAGUUGAAUAUUGUGAAGAAAGUAAUAAACAUGACGAGUCUAAAGCAAUUUUUAUAGGAAAUUUAAGUUUUGAUGCAGAAGAAGAGGAAUUGUGGAAAUUGUUUAAUGUGUGUGGCCCGAUAUCUCACGUACGUAUUAUAAGAGAUGGGCGUACAGGAAUGGGUAAAGGUUUUGGAUAUGUUAACUUCAAAAAUAUCGAUUCAGUUCAGUUAGCACUGGAAAUGGAACAAGUCAGCCUUAAAAAUAGGGUUUUGAGGAUUUCAUUGUGUAACUCUACUAAAGCAAAAAAGAAAAAUGAAAAAACAACAAGAAACAAGAAAAUGAAUAGCAAGUCAAAAGAAAAGAUUGAAGCCAUUAAAUAUGAAAAAACUAACCAAAGUUCAUUUGUGGGCAAGAAAUCUGCAACUAAAAAGAAGAAUAAACUAAAUAAAGGUACUAAAGAUAAGAAGAAAUUAGCUGAAAAGUUACAAGGAAAGUCAAAAGUAGAAAAAGAAUAACAACAAAUCCUUUUAUUUUAAAUUUCUUUUUAUUUUAUCUUGAAUUGUUACAGGAAAAUUGUUCAUAUGUAAUUUAGCACAUUUUAUACAGUGAGUUCCUUCGAAAUAAAUGCUACAGUGCAUAUCUUUACAGA
Sitophilus oryzae (rice weevil) is the source of this 1534-nucleotide messenger RNA. RefSeq names its product RNA-binding protein 34. The transcript has 5 exons. Gene Ontology annotation, molecular function: RNA binding. Bases 165 to 1400 code for a protein of 411 amino acids. Lineage: Eukaryota; Metazoa; Arthropoda; Insecta; Coleoptera; Curculionidae. The record is from RefSeq and is a predicted model, not a curated record.